Aureobasidium subglaciale EXF-2481 is the source of this 1640-nucleotide messenger RNA. RefSeq lists its product as uncharacterized. The record is from RefSeq and is a predicted model, not a curated record. NCBI's taxonomy places the organism in Eukaryota, Fungi, Ascomycota, Dothideomycetes, Dothideales, Saccotheciaceae. Gene Ontology annotation, cellular component: 90S preribosome; nucleus. The transcript is spliced from 3 exons. Gene Ontology annotation, biological process: maturation of SSU-rRNA. The coding region runs from base 91 to 1464 and encodes 457 amino acids.
UUGGACCAGUUUGACAGCGUGUCAGUCACUUGACGUUGAAGCUGGUCAAGGGCAAGAGGAUGCGAGUCGGGGAUCGGCGUUGUGCUUGGCAUGUCCGUCUCGUGGUCGGGCCGGGUGCGCGUGCUCGGACAACUUUUUUGUUCUUUCUCCAUUCCACAACGACGUUUCUGUACAUAUGCACAUAUGCAAACCACCAUGCCCAAAAGAAAGAGAGAUGGCUCGGAGGCGUCUGCCAGUGACGCAGAAGGUGUAGAAAGUGGUGUCAGCAUCCGCCAGCACAGAGUGCAACACAAGCUCGAGUAUGCCCACAAGCAGCUUGCGCGUGCCUUCAAAACGGCAAAGGGUUUCGAGGCGCAAAAGUCUGGAAGACGGCGCAAGACUGCUGGUGCAAAGAGUGAUGAAAAAGAGGUCGCGCGCAUAGAAGGCGAGACUGCUGCUUUGAAGACUCUGGAUCUCGCCGCUACCUCACGCAACUACCUCCACAAGUCUCUGAUCAAAUUCAAAGCAGUCGCAGAAUCACCCGACCUACCCAAGGCUGUACUGGCUCCUCCUCCGCCGAUCAGCGAUAUCUCCAAGGCCAACGUUAUUGCCCGACUGUGUAACUCGAACCCUGUCAAGGAAGCCCUGCCUCCGUUGCUCAAGGACAUUCAAAAAGCCCUUGGUGUUGAGGUCAAAGAUGUGAAAGAAGGGAAGAAGAGGCUGAGAGCAAAGGACAUUGAGAAGCAGAAACAGGAGGAGCAAGCAAAAACACAACCACCGAAGUCGUCACGUCAUGCAGCAGAGCCUGAAUCUGGCGAUAUUAGUAUGGGAGAACCAAACGACGAGAGCGAUAUCGAACAGCGCACAAAGCGCAAACAAAUUCCGGAGAGCACUGGGAACGGCAGUGAUGACGAGUUCGCAGAAUUCGACGACAGGCUGGCGGGCUCGUCCGACAGCGAAGAUGAAGCACAAACAUCACCCUCACGGUCACCUUCACCUGAAUCAGACGCUCCGCCAGUUAGAGCUACCAAAGCCGGUACAUCGGCGUUUGUGCCUUCCCUUACCAUGGGUGGCUACUGGUCUGGCUCCGAGUCUGAAGCCGAGGAUUUCGAAGACGGACCACCGAAGAAGAAUAGAAGAGGUCAAAGAGCGCGUCAGGCUAUCGCUGAGAAAAAAUUUGGCAAGAGCGCAAAGCAUUUGCAAAACCAGGAAAAAGCAAACAAAAGUGAUAGAAACUCUGGAUGGGACGCCAAACGAGGCGCGACUGAUAGAACUGGCCCGCGUGGAGCUCGCGGUGCCCCUAGAGGCCGCUUUGAGAGACCAGGGCAGGAUCGGGGAGUCAGAGGUGACGCUGCUGAGCCGCCAAAGAAAAAGCACAGAGAUGACCAGGGUCCUAUUCAUCCUUCAUGGGAAGCUGCGAAGAAGGCCAAGGAAGCAAAGAAAGUCACAGCAGUCUUUGAGGGCAAGAAGAUUUCUUUUGACUGAUGAGCGAUAAAUGCUUCAUGGAUCGCGCCUGCCUCCAGACAUCGUUUAUGAAGCUGCAUCAGACGUUGAGUCGGUCUGCCAAUACUUCGGGGAGCAGCGUGCGGUCAAUGAAAACAACAUCUUCCGUCCCAUGCAUUGCCGCCAUGAUGUGCUUUACUGAUUUGAAUCGUUUAUCU